AUGGCGGCGGAAGAGUUUAACAUCAAAAACAAGCAGAAGAGGCAGCAGCUCUUUGCCGAGCUGAAAGAUGAGAAAAACAAAGAGCGUCACAAGAUGAGAAGAGAAAGAGCUAAGCAGGAAAGGGAUGAUGCCGAAGCAAAGAGUAAGAGAUUAGCAGAGAACGUGCCCAACACGAUAGAAAACAUGAGAGUUUACGAUGAGACGAUAGGCCACGAAGCUGAAGGCGAUGAAGAGGAUCUAGCACGAUUUUUCAAUACCAAGGGAGAGCCACCAAAGAUUCUACUGACGACCAACGUGAACGCCAAGAAGAAGGCUUAUGAGUUCGCCAACGUGCUGAUUGAGGUUCUGCCCAAUGUCACAUUUAUCAAGCGGAAAUUUGGUUAUAAGCUGAAGGAGAUCGUCGAUAUCUGCAGCAAGAGAGGCUUCACGGACCUAGUGAUAAUCAACGAGGACAAGAAAAAAGUCACGGGGCUCACCUUCAUACAUCUGCCGGAGGGGCCAUCGUUCUAUUUCAAAAUAAGCUCCUACGUCGAGGGCAAGAAGAUUGUCGGACACGGCAGGCCCACCAGCCACAUACCAGAACUUAUCCUCAACAACUUCCAGACAGGGCUCGGCAAAACCGUUGGCAGGCUGUUCCAGUCGAUAUUCCCCAAGAACCCGGACUUCGAGGGCAGACAAGUGAUAACUCUGCACAACCAGCGAGACUACAUUUUCUUCAGAAGGCAUCGUUACGUUUUCAGAAACGAGGAAAAGGUCGGCUUGCAGGAGCUCGGACCUCAAUUUACACUCAAAUUAAAGAGACUGCAGAGGGGAAUCAAAGAGGAAACAGAAUGGGAACACAGGCCAGAGAUGGACAAGGAAAAGAAGAAGUUUUACUUGUAA
Messenger RNA from Torulaspora globosa, 882 nucleotides. It is a transcript of the gene RPF1, whose product is annotated as rRNA-binding ribosome biosynthesis protein RPF1. Gene Ontology annotation, biological process: maturation of LSU-rRNA; maturation of 5.8S rRNA. Lineage: Eukaryota; Fungi; Ascomycota; Saccharomycetes; Saccharomycetales; Saccharomycetaceae. Gene Ontology annotation, molecular function: rRNA primary transcript binding. The transcript has a single exon. Gene Ontology annotation, cellular component: preribosome, large subunit precursor; nucleolus. The coding region runs from base 1 to 882 and encodes 293 amino acids. The record is from RefSeq and is a predicted model, not a curated record.